AAGUGCUCCCGCACAGAAGCCAAAUUUCCGUCGAAAUCACCUCUGCCACCAGAUUCAACGUACCCAUCGUGUGACGGCAGUGACCCAGAGCACAUCGACGCCUAACUUGAAGCUGUAAGUGCUAUAUUUUGCAUUCUAUGGGCACAUCGAGUUUCAAAACGGGCCGGCCCAGCUAAACCCCCCACGCUAGCGGUAAGGUCUAUAGCAAGCGCUCCGGCCGCCGCGCCGCUGCAGAUGGUGAUCGCGCUGCUAUGCCGCCCCCCAAGAAGCCCCACCUAUCGUCUACCGGGGCCUCGGAGGACGAGGACAUGGAAAAAUUCGCAAAUAGCAAGGACUUCCUCCAGCUGUUUAAGAGAACGAAGAAGACAAUGAGCUUUAGAUCAACGUUACGAACCGGGCCCGCCGUCGCCGGCGAUAGCCACGCUCGAUCACGUCGCAGCUAUGCCGAACACCACCGAAGCCGGUCCACCAUAGCCGGCCGACUAAAACGCAUGCCCCGACAACCCCCACUACCUGUCGUCGAUUACAGGUUGGCGGUUCGUCUACCGUACGGCCUGCAGCUCAACAAGGUGAGCCCAUGGAAGUAAGUCGACGCCAUCACCAACGAGACAGAGCUACAAGUCGGGUCUACCGGAUUCAAAGUAAGCGUAGACUAAAACCAAAACAUCCGUGUUCUGAGCACUGCCUAUGAAGCUAUACGGCCUCGUCACUUGGUAAGGUGCAGGAAAUUCCAAUUAGUGCAACAUGUGAUACUGCACCAUACGAAAUAUCCCCCGAUAACUCGUGUAAGGGGGCGAUAUACAGCAUCAACGAUGACGCCACGCUCGAAAUGAUACUUAAACGCAUCGAAUGCGCCACGUGUGAGGCGCCAGCAUGUCGAAGACUGGGAAAAACCAUGGUGGUCACAUUCCUGGGGAAAACAUUCUACAUCAAAAUUGUCGGCCUUCUGCUGCGGUGCUACGUCUACAAGAGGACUGUAACCCACUGCCGAACCUGCAACGAGACCGGCCAAAGAGUGGACGUCUGCCAUCCCUCCCCUCCCCCGCCACAUCCAAAUACAGGGAGUCCGGCACUUGGCUAACGACGAAGCAGUACGAGUGCCACCCUCGGUGCUCUCUGUGCGGCGGGAAUCACCAGCGGCAGCCAAUUUCUGCCGUAACAGAUUUCUGUCCCCCGUCAACCGCCGGAAACCGCAGCAGGCCCCGAGGAGAGCUAGUGCCCCGUCCGCGAAACCACGUGGCCAGCGCUCAGCGUCCCGCCAGUCGCGGUCCCCGACGCGAAGGUUGCUUAGGCAGGAGCAGUUCCAGGCCCGACGGGACGCGGAGCUUGCUUAGGCAGGAGCAGUUCCAGGCCCCGUUCCAGUUCCAGUCGCAGGACCUCAUCGCGACGACGGACGUCAUCCCGUGGCAGGACCUCGAGGCGAGAUCGUUCCUCAAGUGCCAGAAGAGGAAGCAAAGGAGCAGCGCAGGUCACGCAGCAGGGAGGGACGUCGCCUGUUCCAGACGCGGGCAAUACGCGGCAGCCCUCCCCGAAACGCUGCUUUCUGCAGAAGCAGUAUCAAACAUGGCGGCGUCCAGGGCGUUCAUGAGUUUCUGCAGGCGUGCGUACCUUCAAAAACCCUCUUGCAGGUUUCUCGCUGUGCAGUCACCCGAGCCGUCGGACGCACCAGUAGAGAAUGUUGUCGUCGACAGGCGGAAUCGUAGCAAGUUACCCGACAAGCUUGUAGACUACAGGUUCAUCUAUCCGGAGUUCCUUCCAGACAGAGACUUCAGUCUGAGGAAUUCCAUUAGGGAGAAACUGGAGAGGAAAGACAUGCUCAACCGGAGAUCAGUCAUUGAGAUCCCGGAAUUCUACGUAGGCUCCAUAAUGGCAGUCACAGUCUCGGACAACAAUGCCCCUGGCAAGCAGAACCGCUUUGUUGGAAUCUGCAUCAUGCGUGCCGGUAUUGGCAUGCGGCACCGAUUUACGCUGCGAAAUGUCAUCGACAAUCAAGGUGUGGAGAUCAUGUACGACCUGUACUGCCCCCUCUUGCUGAAAAUUGAAGUUUUGCGACUGGAGAAACGCUUGGAUGAGCACCUGCGCUACCUGCGAGAUGCCCCGCUUGAAUACAGCACAUUUCCCUUUGACAUGGAGCCUCAGACGCACAGUGAGGGAGCAGCUGUGCCAAUAAACACUCUGAAGGUGAAGCUGAAGCCACGGCCAUGGCUAGAGCGCUGGGAGAGGCAGAACCUGAAAGGCGUACAGGAUCUGGGCUUGCCGCAGAAAUUCUAUGACAAAGCAGCUGCCGUGGCGACGCCAUGGGAGCGCUAUGACCUGAUGAAGCAGUACCGUGAGGUCAUCACCGAGGAAGACCAGCUGCCCAUAUGGGAGCAGGUGGAACAUCACCGGGAAACUGUCGAGGAUGUACAGAAACGCGAGCGACGGCGUACGCUGCUUCAGAAGCCCAAGACUUGAUCACCGCAAAGAAGAGACAUGACUGGUUGCCGUUAAUGCAACAGUCACAUCUCUUGUCUGUCAUCACAUAUAUUAGGGCAUUUGACAUUUGAUACAAACUUAUCUGGAUGCUGGCUUUUAAAGAUGUUACUGCAUUCUGCUGCUGGCCAUGCAGAAGGUCAGAAUAUUUGCGAGCCCCGUCGUGUGCUAGUGCUCCCUGCUGUGUUUUUUUUUUUUCUUGUGCUCGUAAAUUUCUGGCUAAGUUUGGACCUAUGCACCGAUCAGUCAUACUGAUGUAGCUUGGUCUGUACAUAGGCAUGCCUUUCUCAGUGUUCUACACUGUGUGUUGUAGUGACAACAUUUGCACAAGUGGUUGGGAUGCUGUAUAUUGCAGUAAGUGCAGUACUUUUAUGUAGUGUUCAUUAAAUAAAUGAAAGAGAGAGGUUGGCACUGUC
Molecule: messenger RNA, 2888 nt
Organism: Dermacentor albipictus
Lineage: Eukaryota; Metazoa; Arthropoda; Arachnida; Ixodida; Ixodidae
Gene: mRpL19
Product: mitochondrial ribosomal protein L19
Biological process (GO): translation
Cellular component (GO): mitochondrial large ribosomal subunit; ribosome
Molecular function (GO): structural constituent of ribosome
Source: RefSeq, a predicted model, not a curated record